AUGGCUGGAGCUGGAGGGAAAGUCGUGCCAAACAAGCCCACGCCAAUUUUUCGGUUCACCGAGUUCGAAGGCAGGGCCGGCGCGCACGUCAAGACAGGCUAUCAAGUCUCUGUGCGAGAUGCGAGCAGGAUUAACCUUGAUGCUCCAGUCAACGUGAUUCAAACUUACACAGCUCUGCAGUCGAGUGCAGGUUCAAACCUUGGUCUUAACUUGUCUGUUACUGGCAACAUUCUCUCUCUAGCCUUUGUAGGAAAUGCCAUGUUCAGCAGCAACGCAGCAGCUGGCAGAAUCUUCUAUCAGCCGACGAACAGCAUACAAACGUACAGCGUUUCGGCAGACGCCACCCCUACGACUGCUGCAUCCUCGGACAUGGUCUGUUACUCUCUCGCCAACACGCUCAAGUGCUACAUCCUUGGAUACACCGUGACAGGGAUGAGCUGGAACGAUGUUGCGUUGUACAGCCCCUGCUCCAAGGUUCAGUGCACAGCAGGGAAUCCCAUGUCCCUGUGGAGGUCAGUGAUAGCAUACAGCGGUACCACGCCGACGGGACGGCGCUAUGUCCAGGUAUCAGCAGCUAAGAGCUCCCAAGGGUCGUACUCCAUCUCUUGUCUCGGAGGUUGUGGAUAUUCCACAGACGUCAUGACAAGCUCGGACCCUACCUUCGGGACGUCUGUCGCCCUCUCUGAGAACUUUCUUGCUAUCGGUUGCCCCGGGAACAACUACGUGCGAGUGCUGAAAGCGAGUGGAACUCUUGUUCCUACAGAUCCUUACAGCUCGUUCACGCUCUGGACCUUGUUCAACACUUUUGUUGGCAGUGCAAAUCAAAACUUUGGUCAACAGUUGUCAAUCAGCAGCACUUUCCUCAUUGUGGGAGCUCCCGGGACCUUCUUCUCAAAAGGUGCUAUUACAGUGUACAGAGUGGAUGGAUCGACAAACGUUUCGAAAUUCUGCGAGAUAACAGACUCACACGUCGGCAGUCUUUUCGGGUUCUCAAUCGCACAAACUUCUUCGAGCAAUGGCCUGACAUUUGCUGUCAUCGGCGCGCCAGGGUCGAAUCUCGCACAUGUGGUUGCUCUCAGGCAAUUUCCCUACACGUGCGAAGUAAGGAAUACUUUGUCUCCUGACAGCUCUGACUUCCUGGUGAAUGAUCAAUUCGGCUAUUCAGUUGCCAUCAACAGUCAGUCGAUUUAUGUUGGAUCGCCAUACUACGCACGGUAUUUCAACCCAGGCAUCUCAGGACUCCUUUACAUCUUCUCGUAUUGCAAUCCAGGGAGCGCUAUCCCUCCUUUCUAUCGCGAUUGCUCUGCCUGCCCUGUCGGCCAGACAUCCAACGGCGGAGCCUCGUCCUGCAUCACAUGUACACUUCCCCUCCCUCAGCAUGCGACCUACGGUGCUGGCUGCACCACCAUCUGCGAUCCUGGAUACUUUGGAUCCAGUUGCUUGCCUUGUUCGCAGUACGCUCCUGCCCAAGGCAUGACCAACCCCCUGAAGUCCUCGUGGGUUGACAAUCAGCCUACGUGCACUUGGCAAUGCAACGCAGGUUAUCAGCGAGUCAAUGACGACGGUUGCGCGCAGUGCCAGAACGAUAUUCAAUUCAACCAGUUGUCAAACGUGGAGUGGAUACCCGGAACCUGCUCAUGGCGGUGCAAGGCCACCUACUUCAGUGUCAAUCAGACUCAAAACUUCCUUGACUGCAAAUUGUGUUCGCAGUACAAGGCUGCUCUAGGUCAGCCACCCCCUGCCAAUGCGGAAUGGCUGGACCGCUUCAACGAAUGCAAGUAUGUUCCGCUCCCUGGAUACUCAUGUCAGUCAGGAACAUGCACAGCAUGUUCGAAUUCGAAGCCGCAGCAUUCUCACUGGCUCACUGUGAAUGAUCGCUACUCCUCGCCGAGCCAGUCAGUCACGAUCACUUCUCUUUGUGAAUACGCUUGCGACCAAACCUUCUUUAUCGCUCCGACUUCGCCGCCCACCUGCGUACCAUGUGACGUCUACAUGAGCAAUUUCAGCGAUGCGACUUUGCCCGCCCAUGGCCUCUGGCAGGCUUCUACUGCCGUGUGCACCAGUGACUCGUGGAUGUGCACGGCAGGUUACAGCCGCAGCAACACAAGCCGCUACUGCUGUCCGAACGCCGUCAACCAUUCCGUAGUGAACCAGAGCUAUUCUCCCUGCGGCGUCUCUUGCGAGUAUGGGUAUCGAUGGAGCAACGAGCUGGCUUCAUGUCUCCAGUGCAAUACCAACAUGACGGAGGGAACAUUCAGAUGGUUGUUGGAUUGCGACUUCGAAUGCUUCUGCAAUGAUACUGUUUGCUAUCAUGGCAAAGAGACUCUCGGUGCAUGUUACACCUGCCAGGAGUAUUCACAAAAGGUCGGAUUGGUUCCUCCACUGUACGGGGAGUAUCCGGUGUAUUCCAAUACUUGUCGCGUUGAUGAUUGGCAGUGCAAGAAUGACACUUUCAGCAAGUCGCUGGUGGCUACGCCUCCUGGAUGCUGCCUGAAGUCGACUCCCAACGCCGUAGCGAAUCUUUCCAGCCCAGCCACGUGUAACUUGGAUUGUGAGCCCGGGUACAGGUGGGAUCCUACCAGGAAGCAAUGCUUCUACUGUGGGAUUCCCUUCCCAAGAUCUGCACACAUGCUCUGGUCGUCGUUGACCUGCUCCUGGCUGUGUGAGCUCGGAUAUAUGAAAGUUGACGGAUCUGCAGGUCGAUUUCAAUGUGUCAAUUGUCCGACCCAUGCAGUUUCCAAUUCCUGGCAGCUACCUAGCCUCGCGUAUUGGGUCAACUCAACCACUCUGGAGCAGCAAGGUGCCAUCUGCUCGACCAAUGCCUGGCAGUGUGCCGAUGGCUACCUCAAGAAUGCCCCGGCGAAACUUUGCUGUCAGAACUUGAGUCUGCCCUACUCCACGGGCGUUGGAGGCCUCAGUACAACGAGUUGUGACUGGACCUGCAACGCCGGGUUGUUUCCUCCGCGUCUUGCCGACAUCAACCCUGCGUGCAACCUGUGCGGCUGCACUUGCGAGCAGUAUCUUCAGUCAUAUGGCUUCACCUCCCCCUGUCCCAUCCAGUACAGCUUCAUCGGAGGCUGGUGCGAUGGGAUGCAAAUCACCCCCAGCCCCGCCGCCUGCUCCGUGUCAGUCCAGGCCUCUUUCGUGCUCACUGGAAUCAGCCUCGAGACUUUCUACCUUCCCUCGACUGUUUCGGCGGUUCUCAACGCCCUGGGAGGCUUGUCGGGGAUCUCCUCCGUGCCCAGCCUCACCUACUCCUCCUCCAUCAGCACCCGACGGGCAGCGGCUGACACUGUGUACAUCGGGGUCACCUACCUCAAUGUGAAUCCAGCUGUUGGCCAGCAGUACACCCUGAGGGUAAACACUGACGGAAGUCGAGCUGUCCGCAGCGCCCUCUUCUCCAAGGGUUAUGAUGUGCAGGUUGUGAUGAAGGGAGAUUCGUCGGUGUUUGUCUCAGGCGCCUCAAUCUCCUGCAGAUUGCAUCGGAAAGAUAUAUCUGGUCAGCCAACGGCUGCGAUUGGAGUUGUGCUCCGAAAUACUAUGUAUGGAGGGGAUGAGAUGUCAGGAGUACAAGAGUACAACGUACAAGCCAAGCUUCUCGGUGUGGGACAACAACAGCCCAACGUGUCAAUGGAAAUGUAUGGACGGCUACGUGCUGUCCCCCAGCGGCACAUCGUGUCUCUCUCUUGCCAACGUGACAAGGACGUGCGCGUCGCUCACCCGCUGCGCGAGCUGCACGACCAAUGCAGCGUGCGUUUGGUGCUCAAACCAGCGAACUCUGCAGGGAAUGGCUGCCCCUACGACGGAGUGACGCUCUCUUCGAACUGUACAUGCGACAAGAAGACUUGUCCAUAUGAGUGCCAGUACUCUUCUUGCAGCUCUUGCGUUCAAGACAACUUCUGCGGCUGGUGCUCGUCUGCCAGCAAGUGCAUGCCAGGUGACUACUUCGCUCCGAGCGCCGGCAUGGGAGCUUGUCCACUCGGGUGGAACGUCGGCCCAUAUGCUACAUGCCAGCAGAGCAACAACAUAUGGCUGGUCGGCAUAAUCUGCGCAUCUACGAGCACAGCGCUCAUCGUGAUCUUGUGCAUUCACUUCAUCCUCCGCAUCCGAGCCGCCGCCAACCGGCGGCCCCGCACUAUGAUCUUCCAGUACGGCGAUCAGUCGGGAGGUGUGACGGCGCGGGAGCAAGUUCAACGCUUCCUUGACACCUUCCCUACGUUCAAGUUCGAUGAGAACAAGCUUCCCCCGUCUUUCUCAGCUUCACGAUCAUCCGAGGCAGAAGGUCAGACAGAAGGUCAGACAGACGGCCAGGACGAGGAGGACAACCGACCGACAUGCUCGAUAUGCCUUGGCAACUUCUUCACCGGAGAAGACUGUCGCAUGCUGCCUUGCCUACACGUCUUUCACAAGAACUGCAUCGACCAGUGGCUCUCGAUGAGUCAAGAAUGCCCCUUGUGCAAACGCUCCGUCAUCAGCACAGACGAAGACAACACAACCGCCGCUCGAGCCAACGCCUUUCUUGUUCUCCAGCAGAUGCACUCAAGAGGACCUGAGGGAGAACAGCAGCGACCGACGUCGUCGUCCUCGGCCGCCAUGCGAGCGGAGGAAGGGAACGUGCAGGGAGUGGUGGAGUGCAGGUGA
This is a messenger RNA of Guillardia theta CCMP2712, 4641 nucleotides long. RefSeq lists its product as hypothetical. The record is from RefSeq and is a predicted model, not a curated record. Bases 1 to 4641 code for a protein of 1546 amino acids. Gene Ontology annotation, molecular function: zinc ion binding. The transcript has 16 exons. NCBI's taxonomy places the organism in Eukaryota, Cryptophyceae, Pyrenomonadales, Geminigeraceae.